AUGUCGCAGUCAAUCAAGUGCAUUGGCAUGAAAGUCGAUGCCUAUAUUUUAAAUACUUCAGUUGUAGGCGAUAGCUUCUUUCUGGCCCCGGUUCAUCCACCACGCUACGAGAGCCUCUCUCCGGGCAAUUUUGACUCAAGGUCAGAUGUCGAGGGUCCCAUUGAUCUGAACAACGCUUCACCUUGGAACGCCAAUCCGCGGAUAGCAAAUAUUGGAACCGGUCAAGUUCUGAAGUCCAAGCUUGGUAUAUACCUUCACUGGUGUCUGCCAAAGCAGUUCAGGCGAGGAACUGCGGAUUUAGAUGGAAAUCAAAGUCUGGAUAGCACUGGGCCUAUGCAAUAUGAAGCGGUGCCCGACAGGUGGCUUAUAUUCCGCCACAUUGAAGAAUCCCAGCCAGAUACCCCAGCUCUGGAGAUAUUCCUAGUAGAGAGCAACAAAGUUCGAACAGUCAGCAGUAUCCUUGAAAAUGGAGGGGAUCCCCUUUUAGUUUCGUCGCCGUUCAUCGAUAGAAAGGUUUCUGUGGAAAAACAAAUCACAACGGUCUUGGGGCAGAUCUCAUGUUUGUCACAAGAUUGGGACGGCAUCGAGGACGAUAGUCAACACUAUCACAGCCCCCUCACUGUGUUGGGAUCGGGAAACCCACUGUUCGCAGACUUCAUUCCUCAUAACUCAGCUGUCUUCAGCUUUCACGAUAACCUGACAAAGGAAGGUGCCGAACCCGGCUCAAUUGAGAGCGCAAAGAUCAACUAUUCUGUCUACGGCUUUUUCGCCAAGGACGCUCUCACACUUUCUUCUAACUCCCCAAACAAGCCAACGAAGCCGGUCUCGGUAUGCUGGGGAUCGCUGUAUUCUGUUCGUUAUGAGAGGGAUGCUGCGCCCAGUAGGAUUAAAGCGGCAGAGAUGGCCAAACUAUUUGCGGACACGCAGCCACUGGCUGUCGGCAACGACGUGAUAGAUGCAUGUGUUGCCUUGCUCAGGGGAUCAUCUUCUAAAGAAGCAUCCAUGGCCGAAGCUUUUGAGGGUUUGAAGUGCGAUGCUUCUCUGCAACAGUCAAACUCACAACUUGACCGUGCAUCAACAGCUGCCACCAACUUCAAGGGUACGCAUGGCGGAUAUUGCUGGCGAAUCAAGAGAAAGGAAGACGAGGGUGCUUCGUUGGGUAGUGGCUCGUUUUCAAGAGUCCAGCAGCCAAGCAUAUCAUCUAAAGAGAAGAGGGUUGUGCUACGCCAGCUGAACAUGUUGCAAGGCUAUCUGGAUGCUCUUUGUCGUCGGAAACGAUAUAUAAGACAUCUGGUCUUUUGCGAAUGGUGGAAACAUCGAAGUCUAAUUGGUAGCCACGACAGUCUAUCUGUGUGGCGCAGAUCUCGGUGCACUGGAAGGGCUAAACUCCUACUGGAGGAGAUGAAAAGACUUGCGCUUUUGGUAAGCUCAGCAGAGAUCCAGAUCAUGUCAGUCAUGAAUAAUUCGUUGCCAUGUGGACCAUUUGAAAAGGAGGAGACCAGCAAGUUCUUCUCUCAUACGGACCCGGCGUUCGUGCUCAGAAACAUGGGUAGCGGUUGGCCAGACAAAUGGGAUUCUGAACCCACCACAAUCGAGCCUGAGCGUUUCAUUUCGUGGCUAGAUGCAUACGCCGAGGCCCUCAAGAAGUGGACAGAGGCUACACCGUUUUUGAAGGAAGGAGCCCCAGUCUCUCAGGCUCGUAUUGCAGAUCUCUGGGAACAAGUUAGCAACCAUAGUGGGCUCCGCAAGCUUCCGAUCGAGCUUCGUCAAUGUAUGACCAAUACCAUGCUGGCUUUUACAAAGGAAAUAGUAGCCGAGGGACCCGGCGAGAAUACACUGAUGGAGAACCCUUCCUGGAAAGAACGUUGCUGGGACGGUCAGCCAUGGCUGCCGCUGUUUGUUGACUGGGAGGUGGAGUACGUCAAUAUCCCCAGCAGAAUGUGGCAACUGAGAUACGAUGAUGACGGCUCAGUGCAUUAUGGCCUAGAUACUGACCAGAAGCUAUCGGAUCUGACACUUGGUUCUCGCACAUUUUCUGGACGAAGUAUCCUACAGCCAAACGGCCAGAAGCUUAUCCUGGGGCUCAUUGAUAUGAUGCACCGCACAGUUCCUGUCACAUCAGGCGAGAUGGAUCCGGUAAAGGCCGUUGCAGAAGAGUUUCUCAAAGACCAGACUUUUCUCUUUGGUCGACUUGACGGGUUCACCGAUCAUCUCCUCACUCUUUGCCACGGAGCCCAUACUAUCCCCAUGAGAGAGACGGUGUCUGACCCAGGAGAGGAGAUCUUUUCCGAGCGAGAAUAUCUUGACAUCUUUUACGGGGACCCAACGGACCUGUCACCAGGUGGCCUUGAUGUUACCCCAUACGGGACCUACCACGAGGGCUUGUCGUAUGAGACUUUGACCAGCACUGAUGCUGUGGAUGACAUUAAUCGGUUCUUUCAACCGGUCACCCACGGCCAAGCACGACUUACCCAGUUCAAGAUCGUUGACCGUUUCGGGCAGGUCAUAUGUGCCCACGAUCCGCGACCAGAACAACCAAAAGUAACUCUAUAUCCUCACGUUGGCUCUUCGCUGCUCUGUGAAUCAGGCGGUGACGAUUUACCAAAUACAGCAUUUACGACCGAAAAUGGAGCAGACGAUUGUGAAUGGUUUCAACUCGGUCCGCGGAUCAAUCAAGAUGCUCGUAUGCAUGCUGAGUUCCUCUACGAUGGAGCUGAAGGUGACACUGCGGUUUUUGCGUGGCUACUUAUCAACUUUCACAAUCAGUCUAUACAGGUCUACGACAAGCAUAGGGUUUUCAAGGGAGAGGCCAUGCUUCCCGCUGGGCCCAACGAAUCGGUCCAUUGGCAUUCCCUCAUGGGGAGUGACAUCCCUUCUGACAUCCUUCCACAUAUGAUGCGCAGUGAACAUGACUUUCGACUUCAAGCUCGGCUGGAUAAAGUCGACAUCUCAACACUGAAAGGGUCCAAGCAGCCUAUGUCGCUGGAUGACCUAAUCGUAUCAAUGUCACAUGCACCUUUCAUCAUUGGGCUCUGGAAGACCAUAAUCGCUGCCCAGGAUCACAUUCAAGCACCGCCAGCCCAGCAAUUCGCCCAGUUUCCCUCGGCCCUUGUUGGCCGUCCUGUUGCUCUCGCACAUCUGUCAUUGGGAAUCGAACUUGCAACUCCACCUAUGCAGAGUCAGGCCUAUGCUGACUAUGCUGAAGAUGAGAAUGAAAGUGUUUCUGGUGUUGGAUUGUCUGAGGCCGGAGGCGAGGAACUCACUCAAUACGAGUUUGGCAUCAAGUUAGGCGACAUGCUCGGUCACCAAGAUGGAUUUAUCGGGUACUUCACAGCUCCAGAAGCUGGCCAAGCUUGGGAUAUUGUCACCGACUAUGCCAUUGACGGUGUGUCCUUACCAAACGUCAAGCACUCGGGUGAUGCACCUCCUCUCACCGUGUCCCCCAGCUAUCCGCCCGUGCUGUCUUCAGGUAGUUCUGAGCCCUUCGACAUUACCCACGAGGCAAAGAAUUACCAGAAGCGGAAAGCCGAGGCCUUACAAUCUUCUCUCGUCACAGUAUUCAUGGAUCCCUUCCUUCCAAUCCACGUACGCUCAGGAAUACUCCCUGCAUCUCAAGCCCAGCUGAACCGCGACGAUGUGGAGCGAGAUCUUCAAAAUCUCGGCAUUUUGUUCCGCUCAGGACCAGUCAUAAUUGGAUCCCGUGGCUCAGAUCCUGUCUCCUCGCAGGACGGCAAAAUGCGUAUACAAGUUGUCGACGACGGGAACGGUCCGAAAGGCCCUCUUGUACCCGUGCAUACCAUGCCAACAACGACGUCUGGUGCCGAGUGGCAGUGGGUGCAGCCCGUGAUGGAUGAAGCUGAGGAGGAGAGAAAUGAUGAUCCUUUGACUAGUGAAGUUAGAUAUGUGCAUUUGGGUGUUACGAAUCCAUUGAAGGAGGGGUUCGAUGCUACCGUCGGAGCGGACAAUGAGAAGGCGAAGGAGGAAAACAUUGAGGUAGCAGUUGCUCUGGAUGGAUACCUACUUCUCAGACCAAACAAGAAGGAUAAGUAA
This is a messenger RNA of Fusarium subglutinans, 4050 nucleotides long. RefSeq lists its product as uncharacterized. The record is from RefSeq and is a predicted model, not a curated record. The transcript has 2 exons. NCBI's taxonomy places the organism in Eukaryota, Fungi, Ascomycota, Sordariomycetes, Hypocreales, Nectriaceae. Bases 1 to 4050 code for a protein of 1349 amino acids.